This is a messenger RNA of Oncorhynchus masou masou (cherry salmon), 4707 nucleotides long. RefSeq names its product transcription factor PU.1-like. Gene Ontology annotation, molecular function: DNA-binding transcription factor activity, RNA polymerase II-specific; sequence-specific DNA binding. The record is from RefSeq and is a predicted model, not a curated record. Gene Ontology annotation, biological process: cell differentiation; regulation of transcription by RNA polymerase II. Gene Ontology annotation, cellular component: nucleus. Lineage: Eukaryota; Metazoa; Chordata; Actinopteri; Salmoniformes; Salmonidae. The coding region runs from base 2502 to 3311 and encodes 269 amino acids. The transcript is spliced from 5 exons.
AAGCUGACUAACAGUAGAAAUGUUAAACCAAAUUAUAGGCCUGAUUGUUGUGUUUGAAUGUUAUCUGCCUAUUUCCUGUAAGGUUUUUGCAUUGUGAGAAACACACAUUUUAUGUAUUGAGCCAUUCAUUCAAACACAGAAUUGAAAGUGUGUUCUUGUCUUUCACAAAAUGGGAUGAGCACAAUGAAGCCUGUUUAGGUUUCAUCUUAGCUGUUCGAAGGCCUAGUAAUCUGACGCCUUAUGUAGUAUGUAGUAGACCUGUAUGUGGAUGUACUCUGUAAAGCAAGGUACAGGGGAACAUAAAUUACACUAUAUCAUACUCGUCAAACUAACUAUAGUGCUGUCCAUGAGGCUGAAGGACCGACCUCUUACUGAGAUGUCCACCGAUCUCCACCUAAUAGUUUUAAACAGAUCUGGGAAACCUGAAUGAUUUCUGACAAAGCAGCAUAUUUUUGUGUUAGAGAAAAAUAUAUAUAUUCAAAAAAAUAUAUUAAAAAAGAGAGUCGUUGUGUGCUCUGAAAAUAGCUGUGGUGAAAAUAGCGUGCUGUGCCUGCUGUAACGCACAUAGUGUAUUAAUACGAAAUGUCAUCAGUUUUGCUCAGACAGCUGUGAUUAACAUGGGCCCAUGGACAGGCUGUGUGGUUUCAGCAGCCACACAAGUGGUAGAGAAGGAUGCAGGGGACUCAAAUUAUAACCCCAUGCAAGCAAGGCAAACUGAAAAGCCACGUAAACCAAAAUCCAACAAAGUACACCAACAUCAAAUGCAGAGGUCUACCAAAUUAAGAUUGUUAUACUGCAACCAGUAAGUCAAACUGAUUGUUUGCCUUUGUUAAUGUUGAUUAUUAAACAAAGAACGCAUUGUAUUUGGUGCUACGUAGCACAUCAAAACAUUAUCAGAUAAGGUUAUAACAAUUCACAGAAAAUCCAACAUAGUCUUUGAUAGAGAUAAAGGAGAGGAAAAACAAUAGAAUACAUGGACAUCUAUAAUAAAAACAAAUUUGACUACAGGGUUUUUGGUUGUAUGUUAUAUUAAGCUUUGAACAACCAAGGGAAUAUAAUAAUCCUUCCCGAAAUUAUUUUCAGUGUGAUUUGAAUCUUACUAUCUACAGUAUUUCAAGUACCUGGUCAUUAUCAGACUGAUGCACUCUUCCGCUGUCCAAAAUCUACAAAAGCCUGUCAGUGGAGGCUUGGCUUGUGUCCUCACUUCUCUUCAAGUUAAAACAGAGAUGUUGUGUCAGGGAGAGAUACCUGAGACAGAUAGGGCUGGUUUCCCAGACACUGCCUAGUCUUGGAUAAAAAAGCAUUCUCAUACUGUGUCCUGUAAGCCAGACCAUAGGGUCAGGGUAGUCAGGGUAAGAGGGUAAUCUGAGUCUAGUAGCAGAGCUACUGUACACUGUACCCAUUGUGAGGAAGAAUAUUUUGGUGAGAAAAACACAUUUGGUCAGAAAAUAUUAUAUUUACGAUUUCUCAAGAAUCCCCCCACCAACACUACUAUUGUCACAGGAGGUGUUUUAUCUCCUCUCCCUUAAUCUCCACAGCUGUUGCAGGAUUGCAAAAAGGAAGUGGCAUGAUUUUAUCUGUCCAGCUAAUCUACACACAGAUAAAACAGUUGUUUGGAUAGAAAUGCAGCAGAAUUCAUUGAUGUAUGUGAGUCAUUAUUUCAUUGAUAUGGCUACAACUCAAGCUACUGGUUUGUUUUUUAAUUGACAUAUGUACACCACUACGUUUAUUUGAAGGGAUAGCAUAGUAUAGGGAAUAACAGGGGUACAAGUGCCGAACCUUGCUGAACACCAAAUCCAAUGUACACACUGAUACUGGUCUGAGAAGUAGGAAUUAAACCAGUUUAAAAUGUGAAAUGACAAUGUUUAGUUAUCUGGCAUUGAAACAUGGUAAACAGGUUUAAUAUUAGAUUUGUAAUAUUCAUCUAGAUUUCCAUAGUGUAUGCAAGGUAUAUGAAUAUGAAUACCUGCACUUUAGCCACAAAAGAAACAACAUUUUUUUUAAAUUUGGUUGGCGAAAUUUGGUCACAAUGAGAUACAAAGAUGCUACCCACUGACAGAUGAUGCUAUGCUAAAAGACUUGACGGUUGAGACAGGCCUUGAAAUGAUUGGCUGGUUUGGGAGGCGACGCAAUUGAGCCUUAAUAAAUGUGAGAUGUUAGAAUUUCCCCCUGACAAAUCACCAAUGACCAGGAACCUCCACCAGACACACUGAGAUACACCCACAAAGAUAUACAGAAGUCAAAAUAUCAGGUUCCCUUUUCAUUUUCAGUCAUUGAGUAGGGCUAAUUUAUUUGAUUUUAUUAGACAAAAUUUGAGUCCCAGAGAGUAGCUUGACUUACAAGUGGAUAAAGUUGUGUAGGCAGAGGGAGACAUUUUGGGUUUCGUUUGGUGAGAGGAAAUUUGGUAAACGUUGUGCAAUGGUGCGGGAAAAGAUUUGAAAGAGUGUGAGAAACAAUUGAAGCUAAGUGCCUGAAGUAGGUCGGUUCAAGAAGAAGCCUUCAUGUUGCAUCCGUACAGAAUGGAGGGGUACCUCAUCUCGCCUGGUCCUCCAUCAGAAGACAUGUACGAACCCGACAUCUAUAGACAACAGAUGUCAGAAUAUUCAUAUCCCUAUGUCAUUGAUGCAGAGAGUCAAGGAGAUCACUGGGACUAUCACACCACUCAUCAUGCCCAUCCUCUGGACUUUGACAACCUCCCAGGGGGCCACUUCACUGAGCUCCAGAGUGUCCAGCAACUACAUCUACCCAGUAUGGCUCGUUACAGCGAUGUUGACACUCUCUCUCUGGACCCUGGCCUUGGGGGACACAACCAUGCCCUACCCCCACCGGUGCCAUAUUACCCUCGUGCCAUGGGCUACUUGCACACCUCUCCUCAGACGAUGAGGAGCUCAGACGACGAGGAGCCAGGAGGCCGCAGCCCUCCACUAGAAGUGUCUGAUGAGGAGUGUCUGAGGGACCACAUCGCCCACGUAACAAGGGGAGAAUUGGGCAACAAGAAGAAGAUCCGUCUGUACCAGUUCCUGCUGGAUCUGCUGAGGAAUGGGGAAAUGAAGGACAGUAUCUGGUGGGUGGACAGGGACAAGGGCACCUUCCAGUUCUCCUCGAAACACAAGGAGGCACUGGCACAUCGGUGGGGCGUACAGAAGGGCAACCGCAAGAAAAUGACCUACCAGAAGAUGGCACGGGCUCUUCGCAACUACGGCAAGACAGGCGAGGUCAAAAAGGUCAAGAAGAAGCUGACUUAUCAGUUCAGUGGUGAAGUGCUAGGGGGGAGGUCUCACUUGGAGAGGAGGCCAUAUUCCCAUUUGUAGAGGGAGAAACAUAGUGGAAGUCCUGAAGAAGGGUAGAGUGAGAGUGAGAGAGAGAGAGAGAGAGAGAGAGAGAGAGAGAGAGAGAUAGUUAACUGUAUAUAGUAUGCAAGAUGGUUAUCAAUGUAAUAAUUAUUGUUUGUGUUCAAAUCAACAAUAACUGUUUUUGCUGCUCUUGUAAAAAGCAUUUAUGUGAACGUCAAAGCCAGUGACUUAAUGGAAUCUGACAAUUAGCACAUUUUGACUCAAUGAUUGCACACACACAUCUGGACCUUUUACAUUCCAUUAGCACUUAGAAAUAGGGCUGUUUUAAAUGAUACUGUCAAUCAUUAUCACCAGAAUGCUUACAGGAGUGGUAAUACAGAUGACCACUAGAAGUCCUCAGAGAUCUCCUUUCUUCUACGCACUGUUGGACUCACUGACCAUUGUGCACAUUUGACAUCAAUUAGACUUGGAUGCAACGUUAACAAACAAAAAGACUGAUAAAGAACUCUUUAGCAUUAAUGACAUUGAUUUGAUACUCGGAAAUGCACUGACUUUGGAUAAGCAAUUGUGCCGGGGCGCCGCUCGAGAGGUCAAUUCAAAGAUGAAGCACAGACCCUUGCCUCCUCUGAGCGAAGGUGCAAUCUAUUCCUAGCCUAAGAAUACCAACACAGGGAUAUUUCUCCCAUGCUCUCAAUCAUAGACCCCUGUUUGAACUGUAUGAAAGUGUCUAUGACCAGUUGUUUUUCCGUACUCUGUGUGCUCUCUGUAUAACGCAUGCUGGCAUGUUUGGAUGUUGGCAUGACUCAGUUACAUAUCUGCAUGUGACGAACUCGAAAGCAUUUCUAUUUCUCACAUGUCAUGUGGUGUUAGUCGACUCAUCCUCGCAUUGUUCCAGCACAUCACAGACUGGCUUUAGCAAAUCCUCUGGGAAUCACAGCCAUCUACGCAGAACCCCAGUGGCCGAGCCAGAUAAUAUAUAGACAUGUGGGCAGCCAUGGAGACUACUGGGCCCGCUGGCAGCAGACAAGGACACCCCGUCCCCCACCAUCCACCCACCCCCAGCCCAGUUAUGUGGCAGCUGAAGCCUGUAGGUGUAAAUAAUUCUGGGUGCUGACACAGCUCUAUGAUGGGAGCACAGGGCACAGUCUGCAGUGAAAAGUGACACAAAGUGAGGUAUCCAGGGAGGACACCAUCAAGAGACGGAUAAUAGUUUUAAGUGUAUUUUCCCUACAGUUCCUCUGGGAUAAAUCAAUUAAUAAAUACAACUGAAAAGGAGACAUAAACGACAGGGAUAUAGUUAGAAUAAUUCAAUUGAAUAAUGCAAAAUCAUAGAAACAGUGAGGAUUGAUUUCAAUGAACCCUCCGCCAUUUAUUACUGACUGAGCAAUAAAACAAGGUUGAAAAUGAAAGCAUA